Molecule: messenger RNA, 770 nt
Organism: Owenia fusiformis
Lineage: Eukaryota; Metazoa; Annelida; Polychaeta; Sabellida; Oweniidae
Source: the annotation of a GenBank genome assembly
UGCCUUCUCAAUGACUUCACAAACAUGGUACAGUGAUGAAACUAUAAUUGCUUCAAAGAACAUUUAACUCUAGUUAUGCCAAAAAAAUAUCUGUCAAACUGACUCUCUUUAGGUAACUAAAGACCAGAAGACGUUGAAGAGCUGGGAGGCAGCUUAGCUUGCUGUACCUGCUGAGAUCCAUCAUAUGAUAUUGAAAUUCAUAAAAAUAACAGCAUAUAAGUUUGGUGAGACGCCAGAGGGCUUUGUGUUUCCAAUAUUCAGGGGCAAAUCCCUCAAGAUGCUGUCAGCUAGUUCCCUAGCUAGGGGUAUUGGAAGGAUGCUAGUUGCCUCGAAAGGUUACAAAAAGAAGGCAACACACAACAAGUCGCACAACGAUUGUGACUUAACAACAACUACAUUAGUUAAAAUAACUAUUACAAAUAAAACACUGACAAAAACAACAACUACAACAACCUUAUCAGCUGCAACAGGUCGCACAACACCAACAGCAGACUGCGUUAACUUCCAGCCAAUCACAAAUGAGGAAAGUAGGUCAGGUAAUUUAUCAUCCUUUACGAAGUACAAAAAGAUUUCGAGGGUCCCACUGUACAUUUUUGCAAAGUGAUCGAAUUACAAAGAUUUAUUGGGUAAGCAGAUUACUUUAUCCCUCCUCCCCAAUUCUUCCUCCUGAAGACUGGGGGGAAUCUUGGGUAUUUUUAAAGCCCCACUUAAACUAUAAAAUUGAUUCUCUUGAUCAAAUACAUUCAGAUGUACGCUUACAAGUAUUUUCA